Messenger RNA from Lolium rigidum, 1001 nucleotides. Its product is annotated as translin-associated protein X-like. Gene Ontology annotation, cellular component: cytoplasm; nucleus. The transcript has 6 exons. Gene Ontology annotation, molecular function: RNA endonuclease activity; sequence-specific DNA binding; RNA binding. NCBI's taxonomy places the organism in Eukaryota, Viridiplantae, Streptophyta, Magnoliopsida, Poales, Poaceae. Bases 31 to 798 code for a protein of 255 amino acids. The record is from RefSeq and is a predicted model, not a curated record.
GCCGGCCCGGCGCCCAAGAGGUUCAGGACAAUGGUCUCGGACGCGGCGGCUCCUCCGGCCUCGGCGGGGUGCUCCGCGAUGAAGGCCGAGUUCGCCAGGCACACCGACUACCUCAACGCGCUCAACGAUAAACGGGAAAGGCUAGUGAAAGCAAGUCGGGAUGUGACAAUGAACAGCAAAAAGGUCAUCUUUCAAGUCCACAGGAUCAGCAGAAAUAAUAAGGAGGAAGUUCUUUCAAAGGCAGAAAAUGAUCUUGCUGCUGUGGUUAACCAACACAUUGGAAAGUUAGUAAAAGAAUUACAAGGAACCGACUUCUGGAAGCUCAGAAGAGCCUAUACCUUUGGUGUACAAGAAUAUAUCGAAGCUGCAACGUUUUGUAGAUUUUGCAAGACUGGCACUUUAUUGAGUCUAGAUGAGAUCAAUGAUUCUUUGCUAGCGCUAAGUGAUAAAUCUGUUGAGCCCUUGCAGAUAAACGUGCUUGACUAUAUUUUAGGGGUUGCUGAUUUGUCAGGGGAGCUAAUGAGGCUUGCAAUUGGCCGUAUAUCUGAUGGGGAAGUUGAAUAUGCUAAAGAUAUAUGUUCAUUUGUACGUGACAUUUAUAGGGAGCUGACCCUUCUGGUGCCACUGAUGGAUGAUAAUAAUGAGAUGAAGAAGAAAAUGGAGGUUAUGCUUCAAAGUGUUGUGAAAAUUGAAAAUGCUUGCUUCGGUGUUCAUGUGCGAGGAUCAGAGUACAUUCCUAUGCUGGGGUCAUCUGCCGAACCAGAUUACGCGUUUUUUGGUGGCGCCGACUACGACUAGUGAAAUCAGACAAAUCACAAGCUUCUGAUAAAAAAAAAAGACCUGAUGGACAUGCUGCAGGAACUUGUUUCAGAAACGACAUUUUGAAUGAGACAUAACAUGUAUUCUUGUCUAAGCUUUGUGUGGUGUAGCAAGACUGGCCUUCUAGCACUAAAAUGAUCCAUACUUACAUGCAAUUGUUUCUAUCUUCUGGUUCUCUUUUC